AUGGCAGAGCCUACUAUGCCCCUACUGCGUCAGUCGCUCGAGGCGACGCUGUCUCCAUUUGCAGAGACCCGCAAGAAUGCUGAAGUGCAUUUCAACACUCUAUCCACUCAGCCCAAUUACGUGUUACUCUUAGUUCAAGUUCUAGAGAGCUCGAGCGAGAAACAAGACGUGCGUCUGGCAGCUGCAUUGCUGUUUAAGAACUUUAUUAAGCACAAUUGGGAUCCCGAGAAAGAGGGGUGUGUGCCCGUAAAUGAGAAGAAUCUGGUGAAGCAGCAUCUAGUGGAGCUCAUGUGUCGGAUGCCUGAGACGCUGCAAAAACAGCUCAUUGAAGCCCUCACGACCAUCGGAGAGUAUGACUUUCCAGCUCAAUGGACGGAUCUGUUGGCUCAAUUAGUUCAGAAGCUACAGACGGAGAAGGACUGGCAGGUACGCAACGGUGUGCUUAUGACGGCCAAUACCAUCUUUAAACGCUUCCGGAACGUCUUCAAGUCGGACGAUCUCUUUCGUGAACUUAAACACUGUCUCGAAGUCUUUCAGGAGCCACUGCUCUUGUUUUUCAAGGAGACUGGUGUAGCACUACGUACACCGGGGACUCCUGUAGCUCAACAAGUGCAAAUGCUUGCAGCCUUGAGAUACAUGAGUCGGAUCUUCUACUCGCUCAAUUGGCAGGACCUGCCAGAAUACUUUGAAGACCAUAUCUCAGAGUGGAUGGGGGAAUUCUUGACGUACUUUAGCUAUGAGAACUCGGCACAGGUGGAUACGGACAAUGAGGAGGAACCCAGUCCGAUUGAUCGACUACUGGUGGCUAUUGUCGAGAAUAUCAAUCUGUAUGCGGAGAAGUAUGAUGAAGAGUUUAAACCUUUUCUGCAAAAGUUUACCGAAGUGAUCUGGAAUCUACUCGCAAAUCGCAUUACAUUGUUCCCGAAACAUGAUGAACUGGCUGCCAAGUGCAUGAAGUUCCUCACGUCGGUGGCAUCGCGGUCAUUCCACCGUGCGCUCUUUGAAUCUCCUCAAGUGCUGACGGAGUUGUGUGGGAUUGUGGUCACCAAUCUGCAGCUACGAGCGUCGGACGAAGAUCUCUUUGAGGACAACCCGAUGGAUUACAUUCGUCGUGAUAUUGAAGGAUCAGAUGGUGACAGUCGCCGCAGCGCUGCUCGUGACUUGGUGCGCGGAUUGCUUGGCAACUUUGACGAGGCUGUGACUCAGAUCUGCAUGAGUACAAUUCAGACUCAUCUGCAGCAAUACAAGGCAGAUCCGGCCCGUAAUUGGGCGAUGAAGGAUGUGUCGAUCAAUCUGGUGAUUGCUAUUUCCGCAAUAAAACAAUCCCGUCUGCGUGGUGUGUCCGAGGUAAACAGCCGCGUACCAUUGAUGGACUUUUUUAUGGCCGAAGUGCUCCCGGAGCUGUCUACUCCGAACCAAGCGUCUCUCAUCUUGAAGGCCGACGCUAUCAAAUUCGUUUCCACGUUCCGUGGUCAGAUGCCGGUGGAAGCUAUGGAACAGCUUUUCCCUCUUUUGAUGAACUGCAUGGACCCAUCGCAGUUCGUGGUGCACACAUACGCUGCUGCCUGUCUGGAGCGCCUUCUUACUGUUAAGGAUCCAUCUGGCACCCUACGAUUCUCCAAGGAUCGACUUGCACCAUAUCUGGGUAAGCUGCUGGAGCACGUUUUCAACAUCGUUGAACAACCCAACUACCCCGAGAAUGACUACCUGAUGAAGGUGGUUAUGCGAGUGAUGAACGUAGCGAAGGAAGAUAUCUUGCCUCUGACUGAUAUGGCAGUCAACAAGCUCACCAAUAUCCUGAAUCGCAUUUGCGCCAACCCUAGCAAUCCGUCUUUCAGCCACUACCUCUUCGAGUCGCUAUCCGUGUUGAUCCUUAACGUGUGCAAGACAAACCCAGCAGCGACGGAACGUUUCGAGGAGUUACUUUUUCCACCAUUCCAGAAAGUGCUGACAAACGACGUUGAGGCGCUAUCACCUUACGUGUACCAGGUGUUAGCGCAAAUGCUGGAACUUCGACCAAGUGGCGUCUCUGACGCGUACAAGAGCAUGUUCCCUGUGCUGCUUAAUCCUACGUUGUGGGAGCGAGUAAGCAAUGUGCCAGCUAUUGUGAAGCUUAUUGAGGCCUACAUGCGAAAGGCUCCGAACGAUGUUUCUCAGUCAGUACAAGGAAUCCUAGGUGUUUUCCAGAAGCUGAUAUCGUCGCGAUCUACAGAAGCAAACGCUUUCUCACUGCUGCGGGCGCUCUUUGCUUUCAUGCCGCACAAAGCUUACGCAAAUUUCCUCAACGAAAUUGUAAAGAUUAUGAUGAUUCGGCUUCAGACCCGCAUGGCAGGUCGCAAUUCAGUGGGGUACUCGAAGGAGCUGAUUUACACCGUGUCCGUUCUUAUUGCGAAGCUUGGCCCGGACACAUUUUUGGCGUCUUUGGAAGCACUGCAGAAGGGAAUGGCGACCAUGUUCAUCAAGUCUGUGUGGCUGACGUGCAAUGCGCGUGGUCGUGACCCUGCUGAGCGAAAGGCUUGCGUUAUUGGCCUUACACGAUUGAUGUGCGAAACAGAGCUCUGUGGCGCCGACUUGGACACGUGGAGUGAGAUGUUGGCAGCAGCGGUGAAGGUACUUGAAGAAGCUGGAGAAAGUGGCGCUGUAGUGAAGGACGAGGAUGAAUCGUUGCUUGAAUUGGAAGAGACGGGUUAUGAAGCCGGCUAUGCGAAACUGUUCUUCGCGUCAGUGGUCCCACUUGACCAUUUGCAGGAAUACCCAGUGCCAACGCGCUACCUUGCCGAGUCAAUCGCAAAGUUGUCGGCCUCUAAACCUGGCGUGCAUUUGGCGUACGCCCAGACAAAACUGCCGUCGCCCGCGACGCUGACGGCGCUGCAGUCGUAUUUUGCCCAGAACAACAUACUAUUCCAGUAA
Peronospora farinosa is the source of this 2910-nucleotide messenger RNA. The record is from the annotation of a GenBank genome assembly. Lineage: Eukaryota; Oomycota; Peronosporomycetes; Peronosporales; Peronosporaceae.